AUUGAUAUGUCAUUUUACAAAUACCCUUUCCCGAGUUUAUUUAAAAGAAUCAUAAACCAAAAAACAUCGCCAGCAAAGCACCUUAUCGCCUUACGUGAGUCCAAACAGUAUCGUCAAGAAAAACAAGCUGUUGUUGUUCAAGGGCUAAAGACGAUCAGAGAACUACGAGAUCAAGGUAUCAAGAUCAACUCAUUGAUUGUCACAGCCAAGAAAGAACCAAAAGAAGCAGAGGAAGUUAAGUUUCCAGCAAAUAGUGUUUUGGAGAAUCCAGACAGUUUUCCAGCCGAAAAGUAUUACUUGACCGAUGUUGAUUUAACACGAAGAAUUUUGGGUACAGCAUCUAGACCAGGCAGACAUGAGGUCUAUGCUGAAGUAGCUCUUUUACAACACACAUUUGAGCCCCAGGAACGAAUGCUGGUGCUUGAUAAAGUGAAUGAUCCUGGCAACUUGGGUACAAUUGUAAGAACAGCUAAAGGAUUAGGAUGGAAAUCUGGCAUCAUUACUUCUGGAACUUGUGAUCUAUAUAAUGACAAAGCCAUUAGAGCGUCGAGAGCAAUGUCAAUCACUUGGCCACAUACAAUUGUUUCGAUCACUGGUUUAUUAGAUUUUUUAAAAAAGCACAACAUUACGCCUAUUGUAGCCGACAUGUUACCUAAAGAUGACGAUAGUCAAAAAGUGUGGUCACCCGACUAUGGCCACUCAAACGUAAAGGACGUACAGCCUGGCUCUGGUAUCUGGUUUUGGAACUUUCAGGGUGAACAAUUGAACAUUCCAGAAAAGGUGGCUUUGGUAUUAAGCUGUGAACACAAUGGAGUUGAUGAAGCAUUAGAUCAUGUAACGAGAGUAUCUAUACCUUUAGCAUCCAAUGUAGAAUCACUCAAUGUUGCCUCAGCGGGAAGUAUUAUUAUGGCAGAAAUGAAUAGGUUGCUGAGGCAACGAGUCCGUACGACAUAAAAUAAUAUAUAAAACUAAAAAUAGACUUGUCAGCUUUACUAAAAAUAAAAUAAAUAACAUAGAUUGAAC
Messenger RNA from Rhizopus microsporus ATCC 52813, 1023 nucleotides. RefSeq names its product alpha/beta knot. The transcript has a single exon. Gene Ontology annotation, biological process: RNA processing. Lineage: Eukaryota; Fungi; Mucoromycota; Mucoromycetes; Mucorales; Rhizopodaceae. The record is from RefSeq and is a predicted model, not a curated record. Gene Ontology annotation, molecular function: RNA binding; RNA methyltransferase activity. The coding region runs from base 7 to 954 and encodes 315 amino acids.